Rhinolophus ferrumequinum (greater horseshoe bat) is the source of this 5313-nucleotide messenger RNA. It is a transcript of the gene SLC12A3, whose product is annotated as solute carrier family 12 member 3. The record is from RefSeq and is a predicted model, not a curated record. Gene Ontology annotation, cellular component: membrane. NCBI's taxonomy places the organism in Eukaryota, Metazoa, Chordata, Mammalia, Chiroptera, Rhinolophidae. The transcript has 26 exons. Gene Ontology annotation, biological process: chloride ion homeostasis; chloride transmembrane transport; potassium ion import across plasma membrane. Gene Ontology annotation, molecular function: sodium:potassium:chloride symporter activity. Bases 21 to 3104 code for a protein of 1027 amino acids.
CCCUGACACCCAGAACCACAAUGGCAGAGCUGGCUGUGUCAGAGACACCCGGGGACCCUACUCUGUGCAGCGGGCGUUUCACCAUCAGCACGCUGCUGGGGGGCGAUGAGCCCCCGCCACCAGCUGCCUAUGACAACAGCCACCUGACCCAUGGCAGCACCUUGUACAUGCGAACCUUUGGUUACAACACCAUCGAUGUGGUGCCUGCCUAUGAGCACUAUGCCAACAGCGCUCUGCCCGGCGAGCCCCGAAAGGUCCGGCCCACGCUGGCCGACCUGCACUCCUUCCUGAAGCAGGAAGGCAGCCACUUGCACGCCCUGGCCUUUGAGAGCCGGCCCAGCCAUGAGAUGACGGAUGGGCUGGUGGAGGACGAGGCAGGCACCGGCAGUGAGAAGAACACUGGGGAGCCCGUGCGCUUUGGCUGGGUCAAGGGGGUGAUGAUUCGCUGCAUGCUCAAUAUCUGGGGCGUGAUCCUCUACCUGCGGCUCCCCUGGAUUACGGCCCAGGCGGGCAUUGUCCUGACCUGGAUCAUCAUCCUGCUCUCGGUCUUGGUGACCUCCAUCACGGGCCUGUCCAUCUCGGCCAUCUCCACCAACGGCAAGGUCAAGUCAGGUGGCACCUACUUCCUCAUCUCCCGGAGUCUAGGCCCAGAGCUAGGCGGCUCCAUCGGCCUCAUUUUUGCUUUUGCCAAUGCUGUGGGUGUGGCCAUGCACACCGUGGGCUUUGCGGAGACCGUGCGGGACCUGCUCCAGGAGUACGGCACCCCCAUCGUGGACCCCACUAAUGACAUCCGCAUCAUUGGCGUGGUCACUGUCACCGUGCUGCUGGCCAUCUCCCUGGCUGGCAUGGAAUGGGAGUCCAAGGCCCAAGUGCUGUUCUUCCUGGUCAUCAUGGUCUCUUUUGCCAACUAUUUGGUGGGGACUCUGAUCCCCCCAUCUGAGGACAAGGCCUCCAAAGGUUUCUUCAGCUACCGGGGGGACAUUUUUGUCCAGAAUUUGGUGCCCGCCUGGCGGGGCGCGGAUGGCAGCUUCUUCGGGAUGUUCUCCAUCUUCUUUCCCUCAGCCACGGGCAUCCUGGCAGGGGCCAACAUCUCCGGGGACCUCAAGGACCCUGCUGUCGCCAUUCCCAAGGGAACACUCAUGGCCAUUUUCUGGACCACUGUCUCCUACCUGGCCAUCUCAGCCACCAUCGGCUCCUGCGUGGUUCGUGAUGCCUCGGGGGUCCUGAAUGACACAGUGACCCCCGGUUUGGGCACCUGCGAAGGGCUGGCCUGCGGCUAUGGUUGGAACUUCACUGAGUGCUCCCAGCAGCACAGCUGCCGCUAUGGCCUCAUCAACUACUACCAGACCAUGAGCAUGGUGUCAGGCUUCGCACCCCUGAUCACGGCCGGCAUCUUUGGGGCCACCCUCUCCUCUGCCCUGGCCUGCCUCGUCUCUGCCGCCAAAGUCUUCCAGUGCCUGUGCAAGGACCAGCUGUACCCUCUGAUCGGCUUCUUCGGCAAGGGCUAUGGCAAGAACCAGGAGCCGGUGCGGGGCUACCUGCUGGCCUACGCCAUCGCGGUGGCAUUCAUCAUCAUUGCUGAGCUGAAUACCAUUGCCCCCAUCAUCUCCAACUUCUUCCUGUGCUCCUACGCCCUCAUCAACUUCAGCUGCUUCCACGCCUCCAUCACCAACUCGCCCGGGUGGAGACCCUCGUUCCGAUACUACAGCAAGUGGGCAGCACUGUUUGGGGCGGUCAUCUCUGUGGUCAUCAUGUUUCUUCUCACCUGGUGGGCAGCGCUCAUCGCCAUUGGUGUGGUCCUCUUCCUCCUGCUCUACGUGAUCUACAAGAAGCCAGAGGUGAACUGGGGCUCCUCCGUACAGGCCGGCUCCUACAACCUGGCCCUGAGCUACUCGGUGGGCCUCAACGAGGUGGAGGACCACAUCAAGAACUACCGCCCCCAGUGCCUGGUGCUCACGGGGCCCCCCAACUUCCGCCCAGCCCUGGUAGAUUUUGUGGGCACCUUCACCAGGAACCUCAGCCUGAUGAUCUGUGGCCACGUGCUCAUCGGACCCCGCAAACAGAGGAUGCCUGAGCUCCGGCUCAUCGCCAACGGGCACACCAAGUGGCUAAACAAGAGGAAGAUCAAAGCCUUCUACUCGGACGUCAUUGCCGAGGACCUCCGCAGUGGGGUUCAGAUUCUCAUGCAGGCCGCAGGUCUCGGGAGAAUGAAGCCCAACAUUCUGGUGGUCGGGUUCAAGAAGAACUGGCAGUCGGCCCACCCGGCCACGGUGGAGGAGUACAUCAGCAUCCUGCACGAUGCUUUUGAUUUCAACUACGGUGUGUGUGUCAUGAGGAUGCGUGAGGGGCUCAACAUUUCGGAGGUGAUGCAGGCGCACAUUAACCCUGUGUUUGACCCGGCAGAGGACAGCAAGGACGUCAGCGCCAGCAGGUCCCGGCCCUCCGUCUCGGGCACACUGGACCCCGAGGCCCUGGUGCGGGAGGAGCAGGCCAGCACCAUCUUCCAGUCAGAGCAGGGCAAGAAGACCAUCGACAUCUACUGGCUAUUCGACGACGGAGGCCUCACCCUCCUCAUCCCCUACCUUCUCCGCCGCAAGAAGAGAUGGAGCAAAUGCAGGAUCCGAGUGUUCGUGGGGGGCCAGAUCAACAGGAUGGACCAGGAGAGGAAGGCGAUCAUUUCUCUGCUAAGCAAGUUUCGACUGGGAUUCCACGAAGUUCACGUUCUUCCCGACAUCAACCAGAAGCCUCGGGCUGAGCACACCAAGAGGUUUGAGGACAUGAUUGCACCUUUCCGCCUGAAUGACGGCUUCAAGGACGAGGCCACUAUCACCGAGAUGAGGCGGGACUGCCCCUGGAAGAUCUCGGAUGAGGAGAUUAACAAGAAUAGGGUCAAGUCUCUGCGGCAGGUGAGGCUCAAUGAGAUUCUGUUGGAUUACUCCCGAGACGCCGCUCUCGUCGUCAUCACCUUGCCCAUAGGGAGGAAGGGGAAGUGCCCGAGCUCGCUGUACAUGGCCUGGCUGGAGACACUGUCCCAGGACCUCAGACCUCCAGUCAUCCUGAUCCGAGGAAACCAGGAAAACGUGCUCACCUUUUACUGCCAGUAACGCCAAGCUUGGCCAGGCCUGCCCGAAGCCGAGGGUGCGUGGGACGUCCACCUCUCCACGGGGAUGAGACUCAUGCAUGCCCUGUUGCACUUUAAGCAGUAGCCUCUGAUGACCCGAUUGAGAAAGCUGAUAGAUUUCCAAACUUUGGUUGGACCCCACUCCCGUUGAACACGUCCUCUGGGCUUUGUUUUAUGGGCUGGAGAAGCAGCAUUUGACGUUGUGUGGAAAAUGCCCUGGCGUUCCUUUUAUUUUCUUUUGAUCUUGAUUACAACAAAUUAAGAUGCUAGUCUUUGAUUUAUACAUAAGUUUGAGUCAGAGUGCUGGGUGUGUAUCUUAGCAGUUUCUACACACUUCCCUGGAAUACUCCGUCACCAUGCCUCCCUCCUCCUCAGGUCAGGAGAAGGGGUGCCCCCUGCAACACACACACACACACACACACACACACACACACACACCAGUAGCCCUUACAGGAAGAAUGCAGGAUUCUUGGAAUCUCCAUAAUAAUGCAAAUUUCUUUAACCACGUCUCAUUCCUUUCACUUUCAGUAAUAACGGGUCGUCAGUGUUUUGGCUGGUUCUCUGGUAGACCAGGGAUUUUCUAACUUUUUGUGCUGCAACCCACAGUAAGAAAUAUAUUUCACAUUGAGACUUAGAGCAAACAUACACUGAAACAAAAGUAUCACAAAGCAAUCGGUAUCAUUACUAUGGGCAACACGCACUGGUAUUUUCUGUUCUCGCUCUUUUUCUCCUUUGAAUUUUGGUUGCAAUCCACUAAAAUGAACUUGGGACCCCCUAAUGGGUGGUGACCCAUGGUUUGAAAACCACAGUUUAGACUUCCCUUUGUGCCCUGCCUUUUCCUCCUGCACAGCAGGGAGUCCAGCUGAUGUGGAGAAAGGUCCUGAUUGGCCUCACUGUGAUUUCUCCCUCAUCCCAAGGGAAGAAAACGGAACUAAAAAAACACUCAAGGAGGCAUAUUAAUGCUAAGAAAGAGCUUCAAAGGAGGGACAAGAUUUAGGGAGUCUCUUGGAAGGGUGUUCAAUUUCAGAUUUGGUUGGGGAUAGAGGAUGGAGGUUUGGUGGGUCAGGAAUGGAGAAGGCAGGGAGGGGGUAUAAAGAUGUCAAGACGGGGCAAAGAAUCAGAGAGCUGCAUACCCAGCUCAAGCCUGGGUGAAAGGACAGGGGAGAAGAAGCCACUGGUAAGAGGUAGAAACACAGCAAGUGGCAGAGGGGGCUGUGGAGUGGGAGUCGUAAGAUGGGGGUCAGAGUUGAGAGAGAACCUGAGGAAGAUGGCCCUUGCUCAUGUCAAGGUUUCGGGUUCCUAUAGAUUGAACAACUCCAGAGAGCUUGCACCAACCAAGCUUGGAUGCAAGAGCAGAAAGAACUUUAAGAGGUGUCAGUGCCAAUGGGUGAGGCUCCCUGAAAGGACAUUUUAGCUCUAGACGUACCCAUGCAACACAAGGGUGAAUGGUUGGCAGACACGGCUGGUGGGGCCUUUUCCAGUAGCACAGGGGAAGCUGAAGGAACCAGGCAUCUUUGAAUCUUGUCAGCCCCCUCCAAGCCCAAUGAAGCGCCUACCUAGUCAUAAAGGCAAAAAUCUCUUUCUAAGGGUUAGGACCCAAAGGACUUCAGCAUUUAAUGGGCCAUGCCACUGCAGCGACCAAAGGCCCUGGGCCCCAGGGUGUCACAAGCCCCACUGCUCUCUGUGCUCAUCAGGACGUGCUGAGAGAGACUCAGAGCCUGGCUGAGUUCAUUGGGGAUGGCUGGUCUGCUCCCCAGGGACCUCAGAAGGAGGCCUGCCUCUGAGCCAUUCAGUGGACCGGGGACCAACCCUCCCCCUCCCCCAACUCAAUCAGGGAAUGCUUGCCUUUCUAAAACCACAUGGAAAGCCAUUUCCUGGCAUAUGAGUGCUCCCUUUCCAGACCUCUGGGAGACCUUGAUCCAAGAACAGAAAAUGCUUUGGCUUCAGGCAUUUAAAACAAAAAACACAAAUUUUUCACUAUGUUGGAAACUGAGUUUUUCUUUUUUGGAAACUGAAUGUUUCACAAUGAUGAUAGCUUUGGAAAAAAAAAAGAGUUAACAGUGAGGUCAAAACAAUGAAAUGAAUAAAAAAUAUAUUCACUCGGUCAACAGAAUUUAUUUGUGUAGGAGGAACACAUUGCUUUUCAACUCUGCUGAGUGUUUUUGGAAAAACUAACUGCGUUGUUUUUUCAA